GCUGAUGCAACUUAACCCGCCGAAACCAACCCACCUCCACCUCCCUCUGCUCUGUUCUUCUACCACCUCCAUACCAUUCCAUGCCCCGUCGGCAAAGCCCACGACAUAACACCAACAUCACCGCUGCUCCUCUCUGUCCCUCGCUCAUUCUGUCCGUCACUAGACGCAGCUACGAAGCCGGCCAUCCCCGCCGGGCGACAAAUCAACCGCAACCGCAUCGGGUGUACCGUCUUUCCCCUUCUCGGCCUCCCCUAUCCUAAGCUCCCGUACCGGCGACACGUCCCGGGGCCCCGCGACCGUCGCCACCGAGAGCAUCACCACCAUGGCGCCUCAUGCUUCUGCCGACGAGGACGUUCCUCAGAAUGAGGGAGGGAAGCUCAAGAUGUUUAUUUCCAUCCUGCGGAGAUUCGUCGGCGUCGCAGAUCUCGCAGCUGUUCGCUUCUCCUUACCAUCUCAACUCCUCGAACCGACCCCCAACCUCGAAUACUGGAACUACCUCGACAAUCCCAGCGCGUUUGCUUCGAUAGGUACGUCGGAUGAGCCUUUGGAUCGUAUGCUCGAAGUCCUACGUUUUUGGUUUACCAAAGACCUUAAAUAUGUCAAGGGUCGGCCGUGUAAGCCGUACAAUUCGUGCCUGGGAGAAUUCUUUCGUUGCAACUGGGAAGCCGAGGACAAUGCACCGCGGAUCAACACGAGAUCCCUGAUAGCGGCUGGCAGCGGGAAUGCCAGUAGUUCAUCCUCGAUCAAAUCAGCCCAGAACGGUGUAGAUCCGCGGACGGCCUCGACCGUGUCCGUCGUUCAAACGGCAGCAAAUCCGGCCGGGCCGACUGUCCGGAUAUCUUACUUGACGGAGCAGACAUCCCAUCAUCCGCCUGUGAGCGCCUUCUACAUCAGCUGUCCCGAGAAAGGUUUGCACGCGAGGGGUUUCGAUCAGAUCAGCGCCAAAUUUACCGGCACCACGAUCAAGGUGUCACCGGGAGAGCACAACUUAGGCAUCUUCAUCACCCUCGAGCGAAGAAACCACGAAACUUAUCAGCUUAAGCACCCGGCCGCUCACCUCGGCGGGAUUCUCCGUGGUGCUCUGAGUGUCAGUGUGGGCGACAUGGCCUACAUCACCUGCCCCGAGACAAAAUUGAAGGCUAUCCUGCACUACAUCGAGGAUGGCUGGCUCGGUCGCGCGCAGAAUAAGAUGGAAGGCGUCAUUUUCAAAUAUGACCCGGAAAACGACGACAAGCAGCGCAUCAAAGACGUACCCGACGCGGACGUCGUGGUGAGACUCGGCGGUGCAUGGAAAGAUAGGAUCGUCUUCACCUUAGGCUCCAAACCAGUGGAGUCGCAUCCCCCAGAGCAGCAAACCACCAUCAUAGAUCUUGCCCCGCUCACCGUGGCCCCGAAGACAUUGCCUCCCAGAGAGGCGCAGGCCGAGAACGAAUCUCUGGUGCUGUGGGACGGUGUGACUCAGGCCAUAAUGUCCAAACAAUUCUCGAAAGCGACCAGUGUCAAGGUGGAACUCGAAGAAAGACAGCGAGAAAAGGCUCGAGAGCGGGAGCGCAAAAACGAAGUCUUCCAGCCCAUGUUCUUCAACCAGGCUACCGAUAAGGGGGGCAAGCCAGACCUCACAGAGAAAGGCCGCCAAGUGCUAGAAAGGGCGCAAAAGGGAGACUGGAGCCUGGAAGGCAUCCUUUAGAACGUGAACACGAAUGUGAUUGACACCACGGGCUCGGACUAGAGCUGGCGCAUCAGGGGCACUCGGCGCCCCGUUUACAUAUAUAAUCGUUGGCUGCGGCGCUGCAUGGUUGGUUUUAAAUGGCUCGCUCGCUCGCAUAAACACGCACACGACACACAUACCGCAACGCCACAUGGACGAGGCACAGCAACAUGGUUCGAAACCAUAUGCAGGGUUGUGUACAUCGUCGGCAUGUUAUCUACACAAGCGUAGGUAGAACAGAUUUGAGUCCAGGGGCGUUUGGGGGAGGGGAAGCAAGGCAUGUAGAGGAAGAUAGAAGACUAGAUGGCCUUCUCUAUCCAAUUGCGGACGUAUUUAGCAACACCACUAUACUACUAAUCUGUUAGAUUUCUUCUCGCUACUAUACGAAUCCGUCUCUCUGGAGGAUCGUCCGGUUCUCUGCCUAAAUAUGUCGCUAACCAGUCAUCCCAAGUCUUCGCGUCAAGGCGACGUACGCGUUUCAAUUAAUGUGAUGGGCAGGAUUGAUACGUAGGGAUGUGGACGUUGGCUCACGAGCUCACGCAUCGCCUUGUCCUCGGAAAGCUUUGCUUCAAGCACCAACCCGAUUCCCGCCCUCCGAUAGCAAGAAAAAAAGGAUGGUAGCGACUCACUCGAAAGCGCAAUUGUACGUCCCAAAUAAGACUUCGGACCUCCUACCCUUCGCGUCGUCGAGGGAAAGCGAAAGGUGGUAACUAGAGCGGGAU
Molecule: messenger RNA, 2430 nt
Organism: Durotheca rogersii
Lineage: Eukaryota; Fungi; Ascomycota; Sordariomycetes; Xylariales; Xylariaceae
Exons: 3
Coding region: 323-1687 (454 amino acids)
Biological process (GO): endocytosis; exocytosis; piecemeal microautophagy of the nucleus
Cellular component (GO): cytosol; intracellular membrane-bounded organelle; membrane
Molecular function (GO): sterol binding
Source: RefSeq, a predicted model, not a curated record